Messenger RNA from Metarhizium acridum CQMa 102, 2160 nucleotides. Lineage: Eukaryota; Fungi; Ascomycota; Sordariomycetes; Hypocreales; Clavicipitaceae. The record is from RefSeq and is a predicted model, not a curated record.
AUGGAUCUCUUCCGCUCUCCAGAGUUUGCCUCGCGCGUAGAGCAGCUCAUCAAGAAGCACCACACUCCAGGGCUCGCCAUCGCAAUUGUGCACAAUGACCAAGUUGCGUCGGCAGCCUACGGAAGUGCCUCGUUGGACCCGCCAAGGCCCAUGACGACUGAUACACUCUUCGAUGUUGCGUCAGCUUCCAAGUCGCUCACGGCUGCCGCGGUGGCCUUGCUUGUGGACGAUGAUGAAAAGUAUCCAGAGGUCAAGUACGACGCGCGCAUGUCGGACCUUCUUCCCGGCGACUUUGCCAUGCCCAGCAAGGACUACGAUGAAGUGACUCUUGAUGACGCAUUGGGCCACAGAACUGGACUUUCAUCCAACGACUACUCGUAUUUCGGCAUCAACGCGGACCAGCCCGAUGACGCUUGUUCCGUAACCAGAAAUAUCCGCAACCUGCUCGUUGCAGCACCAAUCCGUACAAAGUACAUCUACUGUAAUGCCAUGUAUACCGCAGUCACUCAUCUCGUGGAGAAAAAGACCGGAACACCAUUUGCCGACUUUCUGCGCCAAAAGUUCUUUGAACCUCUGGAUAUGACGUCGUCCUUUCUUCAGCCUAAAGAAGCCCGUGAAAAGGGCUUUGGGGACAGUCUAACCCCAGGGCAUUAUUGGGAUGAAGACAGGGAAGAAUACCUCACGUUUGACUAUCCAGACUGCCCAGAGGGCCAGGGCGCUGGUUCCGUCGUCACCAGCGUAAACGACUACAUCAAGUAUGUCCAAGCCAUGUUGAAUAGAGACGGGCCCUUUACGGAAGACAUCUACAGGGGUAUCCUGAAACCAAGGACAAUAGUAGGCCUGGACUUGGAGAAACCCUAUCCAUAUUCAUCGCCGAGAAUCUACGCCUCGGGAUGGCAUCUGCACCACUGCAAGGACUACGAUGAAGUGACUCUUGAUGACGCAUUGGGCCACAGAACUGGACUUUCAUCCAACGACUACUCGUAUUUCGGCAUCAACGCGGACCAGCCCGAUGACGCUUGUUCCGUAACCAGAAAUAUCCGCAACCUGCUCGUUGCAGCACCAAUCCGUACAAAGUACAUCUACUGUAAUGCCAUGUAUACCGCAGUCACUCAUCUCGUGGAGAAAAAGACCGGAACACCAUUUGCCGACUUUCUGCGCCAAAAGUUCUUUGAACCUCUGGAUAUGACGUCGUCCUUUCUUCAGCCUAAAGAAGCCCGUGAAAAGGGCUUUGGGGACAGUCUAACCCCAGGGCAUUAUUGGGAUGAAGACAGGGAAGAAUACCUCACGUUUGACUAUCCAGACUGCCCAGAGGGCCAGGGCGCUGGUUCCGUCGUCACCAGCGUAAACGACUACAUCAAGUAUGUCCAAGCCAUGUUGAAUAGAGACGGGCCCUUUACGGAAGACAUCUACAGGGGUAUCCUGAAACCAAGGACAAUAGUAGGCCUGGACUUGGAGAAACCCUAUCCAUAUUCAUCGCCGAGAAUCUACGCCUCGGGAUGGCAUCUGCACCACUACCGAGGUUACAACAUUGUCGCGCACGACGGGGGCAUACCUGGUUGUAGCACCACACACAUGUUUAUGCCCGAGCUCAAACUUGGUUGUGUCGUGUUUGGAAACGCCGAAGGCGCCUGCACCAUUUUCACGGCCUUGACGCACGAAUUGAUUGACGAUGCGUUGAACCUGCCCAAGGACCAGAGAUUGGAUUGGGAAAAGGUAGAAAUCAAGAUGUUUCAUGGUGAUGAUGAUCAUGAUGAAGAGGGUGGUGUCGAGGGCAAUAAUGAAGACGAGGACGAGCCAGAUUGGCAGGCUUUCUUCCCCGAUAUCAAGGAAUGCCAGUCGCAUGAGCGCCCGUUGGAGGCCUACACUGGCUACUACUGGCAUGCCGGCUACCGCGGCAUCAACGUACAAGUUCAGGAUGACCAGCUCUUUAUCGAUGCCAAUGACAGAUCUUUUGCCUUCACACUAACUUUCAAACACGUAUGUGAGCAGACAAAGUUUGUGGCCUACCUGUGCUGUCCGACUGAGGGUCUGAAUGAUCCAAUUCGAGCUGAAUUCCGGUUUGGUGACGAUGGAUCCGCAACCCAUAUAGGCGUUCAGUUGGACGAGGACUUGGAUGACCUAAUUUGGUUUCAGAAGACAAAUAAAGGAAACGUCUAG